Messenger RNA from Photinus pyralis (common eastern firefly), 1106 nucleotides. RefSeq lists its product as uncharacterized. NCBI's taxonomy places the organism in Eukaryota, Metazoa, Arthropoda, Insecta, Coleoptera, Lampyridae. The record is from RefSeq and is a predicted model, not a curated record. The transcript has 2 exons. The coding region runs from base 136 to 699 and encodes 187 amino acids.
UGACGUAUUUGCGAUGCUAUCGUCACGGAAUUACAAUAUUUUCGUGUAGUUACGUAUAAAACCAGAACGUGAUCGACAAUUUCAUUCAGUCCGUGUAAGAGCGUCGUAGAGUGAACUAACAUUCAGUUAUUAAGAAUGAGAGCGUUGUUGAUCGUUUUGAUUAGUGCUAUACCUUUUGUUGUGGGCGCGCAUGAGGAGGAGGAUAGGGGUCGAUUCUACGUAAAAUCUGAUCCAAUUUCUAUACUGAGACUUGUGAGAGCACAACCGAGAUCUGCGUACACGAAUCCAGGUUUCCCAGUUGAUAACCCACCGAAAAAGGUAGUUUUGUCAAAUGGUGACAAUACGAUAAUACCCUUAAUCUCAAAAUAUGGUGAAUUCGAUCCGAAUGGUCCGGUUUGGACCGACAAAAGUGACAUCCCAAGUCAACGAGUGAUAUCGCCGAAAUUGUUUCAAGAAAUGAAAAACGAAGUGAUGCCACAGGAACCCAUUGCAAAAGCGCCAGUGUCUGAAGGAAAAGGGAUACCAAAUAGUUGCGUUUGGGCAAUUAUAUCGUGCUGUUCGGCCGCGACAAAUAAUGUGAAUUACAAUUGCUUUGAACAAUUAGGGUGCGUCGGGUCAUUUUGGGGCAGUAGUCCUUGUGACAGUGACUUUGCGCAUGCAGCUAUUUCAAAUGCAAUGAACUACUAUCAAGCGGUGUAGUUUAAUAAUCAACGCCAAUGAUAACCUAUUGUUCUGUUUUUGAGAACGAAAACUAAUUGGUGCUGAAACUGAGGCUGUAAAUAUCAUGUCAAGGAAGUGAUAAAGAAGAUCAUGUUUUACCGAAAUGCGAUCUAUUAAGUUAUUGAUUUGUGAUAUGUAUUUAAUAGCCGUAGGCAAAACUUUGUUUAUAAAUUAUUAUAAAAGGAAAGACCAAAAGUUGGCAUUGAUGAUUUAAAAAUGUUAAGUAAAGGUCACUGUUAAAUUUACAUAUUUUAACACAAACCAGAAUAUUAACUUCCUUUUUUAACAGGCCAACGGAAAUUCCAAGGAAAAAUGCGUUUUCCGAUAAACCGUAAAAAUGGACGCAUUUUUCUGCAAUUUAAAAAUUAAAAAUCAAUAAAUUUCUA